AUGCAUACACCCUCCCUCCUCCUACUAGCCACCACCUCCUCUCUGGCCCUCCUCGCCACAGCAGGCCCAACAGGCGUGCCUACUGCUGCACCUGCUGUUCCCGCGGCUCCCACCUGCGGGACCUGCAACCCGCUCUCCGGCCAGAACAACUGCGACGUGACCACCUCGUGCAUCAACACCGGCACUCGCUUCCAUUGUGCCUGCCGCGCGGGCUACAAGGCCUCGCAGAACAAUAAUGACGUUACUAAGCAGUUCCGCCUUGCUAUGCCCAACUUCCAGUUCCUAGUCUUCGUCCCUGAGUUCACCCAGUGCAAUACGCUGUGCAACAACCCCUAUGGGGCCGGCCCGCAGCUCUGCUCGGAGGUGCCGAUUCAGAAUUCUUGUCCGGUUUAG
Molecule: messenger RNA, 393 nt
Organism: Aspergillus saccharolyticus JOP 1030-1
Lineage: Eukaryota; Fungi; Ascomycota; Eurotiomycetes; Eurotiales; Aspergillaceae
Product: putative adhesin
Exons: 1
Coding region: 1-393 (130 amino acids)
Source: RefSeq, a predicted model, not a curated record